UACAGCCUUGGGCUUAACUCCAACUGAUCGCUGCCCGUUUCAUCAGACCUACGACAUCAGUGCGAAGACAUGGCAGCCCAGACCAGCUCCAGUUCCGACGGUUUGUGCCUUUUAUUUCCGUCCCUCUUCCCAAGCUCCGACCGUCCUUUCACAUCACCUCUCGUGUGCUACCUCCAGCCAGCUGUCCUCUGGCGUUUCCGCUAAUUCCAUUUGCAUAUCUCUUCUCCUAAGUAACGUACUUAAUAACCUUAUUUGCUAAUCGCUCCAAUGUCGACUUCUGUAGCUACCGCGACCUCGGAACUCCAAUCCUCUCUUCGUGAGCUCGCUCUCACCACCACAAGUCCCGUGAAAGACAUUGCCCGCCCGUCAUUACUCCCUCGCUCGGCCCUCAAGAAGAAGAAAGCGGCCCCCGUGGCAGACUCCUGGGAAGAUGAGGUAGACGAGAGCGCCUCCGAGCCGGACGAGCCGGACAACAACCCCGUGCUAUCGCCGUCAAUCCGCGCCUCCGAAGACCCUCUCGACCCUCCCCCAACCCCGCUCUCUCCGCAAACAACCCUGAACCAACCAUGGCCUUCCUACGGCAAUUCCGGCUCCAUGCCCCGAUCAUCGGACUCUAAAUCUCCAGUGUCGGGCCGACGACCCGAGAAGCAGACGGCGGUAGCCAACCGAAUGAUUGCAGGCGCAUUGGGCAUUCGAGCCCCGAAGCGCACGGAAGAGCAGCGGGCAUACGACCGAGCGGUGAAAGAGCAAGAGAUUAAGAGGAGAAAUAAAGAGCGCGAGGAAGCUGCCAAGGCUAAGGAGGAUGAGGAACGGGUGAAGGCGGCUGUAUGGGAUGCAUGAUUGCUUUCAAGACUUUAAUUUUGUCAAUAUACGGCGUUUGAAUCUAAUGUAUCUUGAUAACACACACUUACUACGCUAAUCAAACCCAC
Molecule: messenger RNA, 929 nt
Organism: Aspergillus uvarum CBS 121591
Lineage: Eukaryota; Fungi; Ascomycota; Eurotiomycetes; Eurotiales; Aspergillaceae
Exons: 1
Coding region: 268-840 (190 amino acids)
Source: RefSeq, a predicted model, not a curated record